ACCGUGAUACUCCUGCAGCAGUUGGGUCACUGCGAGCCAGCAGCUCGAAACCUUCACGCGUGAUAGAUUUUCGCACAGACUUUUUUUUUUUAAAUUUGGUGACUCCUACAUCCAGAAGGAAAGCCCCUCAGAAAAUAUGGCCAACUACCACAAACCCGACGAAAAAACUCUGCAAGCGCUGAAGGAUGUCGCCAACAAGCUGAGAAUUCACUCCAUCAAGGCAACAUGCGCCUCCAACUCCGGGCACCCCACAUCGUGCUGCAGCGCAGCCGAAGUCAUGUCUGUGCUUUUCUUCCACGCCAUGCGCUACAAAGCCGACGACCCCCGUAACGCGUGCAACGACCGCUUUGUGCUGUCAAAGGGUCACGCUGCGCCAAUCCUGUACGCUGCUUGGGCCGAGGCCGGUUUUUUGAAGGAGUCAGAGUUGCUCAACCUGCGUAAGAUUGAAAGUGACCUGGAGGGGCACCCGACACCUAAACUUCCCUUUGUUGACGUGGCAACUGGAUCUCUUGGCCAAGGUCUUAGUGCUGCUUGUGGAAUGGCAUACACUGGAAAGUAUUUUGACAAAUCCAGUUACCGCGUGUACUGCAUUAUGGGAGAUGGAGAGUGUUCCGAGGGUUCUGUGUGGGAAGCCAUGGCCUUUGCUUCCCACUACAAGCUGGACAACCUUGUGGCAAUCAUGGAUGUCAAUAGGCUCGGUCAGAGUGAGCCUGCGCCUCUCCAGCAUGACAUGGAAAUCUACCACAAGCGUUGCGAAGCCUUUGGCUGGAACACUUAUGUCGUUGAUGGGCAUAAUGUGGAGGAGCUCUGUAAAGCAUUCUGGAACGCUAAGCAGUUUAAGGGCAAGCCCACUUGCAUUGUUGCCAAGACAUUCAAGGGAAAAGGCCUCAAAGGUAUUGAGGAUCACUUGAACUGGCAUGGAAAACCGAUCCCAAAAGACAAGGUGACUGAACUCUUGAAAGACAUACAGGACCAAAUCCAACUCCCCAACAAGACGUUGCUUCCUGAGCUGCCGGAAGAUGACACAGCACCUGCGGACUUAACAAUCAUCCACCUGGCCUCUCCAACGUACAAAAAGGGUGAAAAGAUGGCAACGAGGCGUGCGUAUGGUGUUGCGCUGGCCAAGUUGGGCCGAACGAGCAAUAGAGUGGUUGCCCUUGAUGGGGACACCAAAAACUCCACGUUCUCAGAGACCUUCUUAAAAGAGUUCCCUGACCGGUUUAUCGAGUGUUUCAUUGCCGAACAGAACAUGGUGGGAGUAGCCAUUGGCUGUGCUUCUCGAGACCGCACUGUUGCAUUUGCCAGCACAUUUGCCACCUUCCUGUCCAGAGCCUACGACCAGAUCCGAAUGGGAGCCAUCUCUCAGUCAAACGUGAACUUGGUCGGAUCUCACUGUGGUGUCUCAAUUGGUGAGGAUGGUCCUUCUCAGAUGGCGCUUGAGGACCUGGCAAUGUUCCGUGCCAUCCCCACUUGUACUGUGUUUUACCCAAGUGAUGCAGUGUCUACUGAGAGAGCUGUGGAGCUAGCAGCCAACACAAAGGGUAUCUGUUUCAUCCGAACCAGCAGACCCGAUACUCCCGUCAUCUAUGCUCCAGAGGAGCCGUUUGAGAUUGGUGUAGCCAAGGUUGUACGGCAGUCUAACAGUGAUCUUGUGACUGUGAUUGGAGCUGGUGUGACUUUGCAUGAGGCGCUGGCUGCUGCUGACGUCCUGGAAAGGGAAGGGAAGAACAUCCGUGUGAUUGAUCCAUUUACUAUCAAGCCUCUGGAUGCUGACACCAUUUUGGCCAGUGCGAAAGCCACAGGAGGACACAUCAUCACAGUGGAGGACCACUACAAGGAGGGUGGUCUUGGUGAAGCGGUGUUAUCUGCGGUGGGCCAGGAGCAGGGGAUCGUGGUGACCCAGUUGGCAGUCACCAGUGUUCCUCGCAGUGGGAAGCCCCAGGAGCUUUUGGACCUCUAUGGCAUCAGUGCGAAGCAAAUCGCCAAUACCGUGCGCCAGAAAUUUGCCAAUUGAAGACUGCGCCACUUUUAGCUCUACCAUUCAUGUUCAUCUUUUUACCCAACUUGUGUGGAGGUCUUGUGGGUGUUUAAUGCCUCGUCAGUUUUCAUAACCAUUCUGCUGUGCAACCUCUUACUUUCUGCAGAUGCAAAUUUGAAAGGGAGCUGGCUCAGUAUGAUGUACACCUAUAAUUACGUCUCCCCAUUCUACUAGAUCUGAAACAUUGCUUAACACUGUUUUUGAACUAAUAGUUCAGUUAAAAAUAAAGGCUUAUAAAUGUGAA
Syngnathoides biaculeatus (alligator pipefish) is the source of this 2282-nucleotide messenger RNA. It is a transcript of the gene tktb, whose product is annotated as transketolase b. The record is from RefSeq and is a predicted model, not a curated record. The transcript has 14 exons. NCBI's taxonomy places the organism in Eukaryota, Metazoa, Chordata, Actinopteri, Syngnathiformes, Syngnathidae. Bases 137 to 2014 code for a protein of 625 amino acids. Gene Ontology annotation, molecular function: thiamine pyrophosphate binding; transketolase activity.